AUGGCAGCUGCAGCCUACACAUAUCACGGAUCGUUGCUACCUUCAGUUCCUCGUCUACGUCAAAAUCUCUCAUUUUACAGUUCGACGAGUAGUUCAGUGACAAUUGAAAAUAAGGGAUCGUCCAAAGGAAAAAGCAGGCACCUGGCAGUGGUGAGAUGUAGCAUAGGAAUAGAGGACUUCAUUGGAGGAGAUCUUGUAAAGUUUGAUCUGGGACAGUGGUCAUCAGACGUCGAAGAGCACAAAGCUCUAGCUAUCUACUCACCGCACGAAGCAGCUGUUUUCCCAUCCCAAAGGUCCACUGGAAAUACCAUCGCAAGAAUUAGGCUGGCGGUGGACAAAUAA
Molecule: messenger RNA, 342 nt
Organism: Fraxinus pennsylvanica
Lineage: Eukaryota; Viridiplantae; Streptophyta; Magnoliopsida; Lamiales; Oleaceae
Source: the annotation of a GenBank genome assembly